CAAGUCCCCGGCGAGUCUCUGCCUCCAUCACUUUUCCUGCAGCAAGGAGCCGUAAACUGGUGGAUGCUGAAUUUCCACCUUUAAUGCUUAUCUCCUGCUUGAUGAUAUGCCCCUCAGAAAGAUGUUCUCUUUCCUCAAGCAUGCCAAGAUCUGUGCAACUUUGAGCUUCUACAUUUGGGUAUCUCACCUUGGCCAUGCAUUUUUCUUCUUGUUCCUAGAUUACCAAUAUAAAAGAUGUGGCUUAGGUUGUCUCAUUUUUAUAGAAAAAUCUGCUUUACAAAACGCACUAUUGUCCUGCAAAGAUUGCAACAUUUUGUUUCAGAGAACAAAUUCUCCGGGGCAGCGAGGCCAAGUAGAAUGAGGUUCGUGGAGAUUUCAUUUUAUUCAACAGCGCAAAGGGUAGUAACUGAUGGCGAUGAUAAGAGGGGGAGAGGAAAGGGGACACUAGCUAUGGACUUAGCUUCUUUGGUUGAAGAAUCUUCCAUCAUUGAGGAGAGAAAGCCCAGAACUCGCAUGGGGCUCAUGAGGAUUCUUGAGCUUCGUAUUAAAAAGAGGGUCAAGGAACAGUAUAUAAACGGCAAGUUCCGAGACCUUAUGAGGAAAGUCAUUGCUAAUCCAAAAACUCUCCGGGACGCUUAUGAUUGUAUCAGGGUGAACUCUAACGUUGACUUGACAACGGAUGGGGACAAUUUGCCUUUCGAAUCCAUGGCAGAUGAGCUGUUUAGUGGGAAUUUUGAUGUGAACGCCAAUACGCAUUCCAUAUCAACGAGGGGGCCAGAUAAGGAAGUUCUUGUUUUCCCAAAUGUUAAACUGAAAGUGGUACAAGAGGCCAUUAGGAUAGUAUUGGAAGUUGUCUAUAAACCUCACUUUUCUAAGAUUUCACACAGUGGUCGAAGCGGGAGGGAUCAUAAAUCUGCUUUAAGAUAUAUUAAGAAAGAGAUGAAAGAUACUAACUGGUGGUUCACCUUGCUUCUUCACCAGAAACUGAAUGGCCGGAUCCUUAAUAGGCUUAUCUCUGAUAUGCAGAAUAAGAUAGAAGAUCCAGGCCUUUAUGCAGUAAUCCAAGACAUGUUCGAUGUGCAGGUUCUGAAUUUGGAGUUUGGGGGGUUCCCUAAAGGCCAUGGUCUUCCGCAAGAAGGAGUGUUGUCUCCAAUCUUGAUGAAUAUUUAUCUUGAUAUAUUUGAUCGUGAAAUUUACAGGAUGUCGAUGAAUUAUGAAGCUCUUGAUCCAAAAUUGGCUACCGAGGAUGAUGGAACACACUCAAACCUGCGUAACUGGAUUAGGAGACAGAUGAAUGGCAGUAUUGCAAAAGAAUGCACUACUGUGAAGAGCCCUAUCAUCAGAAUACAUUGUUGCCGCUUCUUGGAUGAAAUUUUUGUUGCCAUUUCAGGCUCCAAGGACAUUGCUCUUUCAUGCAAGUCUGACAUCGAGAAUUACUUGAAGAAUUCUCUACACAUAGAGCUUGAUCACACAAAUGUUAUGCCAUGUGAUGGUCCCCAUAGUGUCCGAUUUCUUGGAACUUUGAUUAAAAGAAGUCUGAAAGAGAACCCAACAGUAAGAGCUGUCCACAAGUUGAAGGAAAAAGUAAAGCUGUUUGCUUCACAGAAACAAGAGGCUUGGGAUGCUGGGACUGUUAGAAUAGGAAAGAAAUGUCUAGCUCAUGGGCUGAAGAAGGUAAAAGAAUCUGAGAUAAAGCAUCUAGCUGACAAGACCUCGAUUUUAAGCCAAAUUUCCUGUUUCCGUAAAGCUGGUAUGGAAACUGAUCACUGGUACAAACUCCUGCUGAAGGUAUGGAUGCAGAAUAUUAAUGCUAAGUGUGAGCCCAGUGAGGAGUUGAUCUUGUCUAAGCACGUUGUGGAACCAUCCGUUCCACAAGAACUAAGAGACUCCUAUUAUGAUUUCCAGAAGCAUGCCAAAGAAUAUGUUUCAUCAGAGACAACUGCUACUCUUGCUCUUCUGCCUAGUCCUAAUCCACCAGUAUCUCCUUUUAUCACAGAAAUUAAAGCCCCUGUUGAAGCCAUAAAGAAGCGUCUCAUAAGAUAUGGAUUAACAAAUGCUGAUGGAUUCCCUCAAAUGUGUCAUAUUCUAAUUUUACAGGAUGAUGAUCAUAUCAUUCAUUGGUUUUCAGGAAUUGUUGGCCGGUGGCUUAGAUGGUAUAAUGAGUGUGACAACUUUAAUGAGGUUAAGCUUAUUAUAUCUGGUCAAGUAAGGAUGUCCUGCAUCCGAACACUGGCUGCAAAAUAUAGAAUACAUGAGAUUGAAAUAGAGAAAAGGUUUGAUUCCCUACUCAGCAGAAUUCCUUCCACCCAAGAGGUAGAACAGGAGAUAACUGAUGAAGCUCUUAGUAAUGACGACACCUUGUUCAACGGAAUGUCUAAUAACAGUCUAUGUUUGUUAUCUUUGGCAAGAAUGGUAAGCCAGUCGCGACCUUGCAACUGCUUUGUCAUGGGAUGCACGGUUGCUGCUCCUUGUGUUUAUACUCUUCAUGUGAUGGAAAGACAGAAAUUCCCAGGCUGGAAGACUGGAUUUUCAAGCUCCAUCCAUCCUUGCCUAAAUAGGAGGCGAAUUGGGCUGUGCAGGCAGCAUUUAAAAGAUUUGUUUCUUGGUAAUACAUCACUUCAAUCUAUUAAUUUUGGUGCUUGGAGGUGAAAAUCCCGGUAUAGUUUCUUCUUAAUCAGUGGAGUCCCCAGCCUAUAAACAGCCCAAUGCUUGAGAAAGGUCUUUAACAUACGCUCUAGCGUGAAGACUACAGUAAUUCUUCCUAACUAAAGCAGAACUGCAGUAGAUGGAUGACAGAUUGUUCAUGCUAUAUAGUAGUUGGACAUGUUAACUAUAAGAGCUCUGAGCAAAAUUCUUGGCAUGCUUGAAACCCCUGGAAUUUUUCACCCUUUCUUCUUCUAACGUGCAACUUUGUCUUGGAGACCUUAUGUCAUACUAUUUAGGAUUGAAGAAGGCAUGGUAAAUACAAAGAGUAGUGCUUUUCAGAGGUUGAUAGGUACGGGAACGUAGAAGGAGCAUGAUACAACGGAGGUAGCCAGCCAAAGUGGAUCCAGACAGUCAGACACUGUUUUCCAGCUCAAGACUGUCAUGCACGGAUAGAGUCAUACAAGACUGUCAUGCCUUUGUAUGAAGUUUCUACAUGUCAAAAAUUUGCCUGAUCAGCUGAUGUUGUUGACGUUAAUCAUUUCAAGUACAAGGUGAAUGUCCGCCACCUCCCCAUCGAUCAAAUUUUAUUCGCAUUCAAGCUGCUGAAAGUGGAAUUGCUUCAUGAAUAACGUGGUGGAUAGAUACCGAAGAAAGAGGAAAAGUCUAUAAGUAAACUUGGGCACCCUCUGUUACUUAUCUAAGGCGCUUCCAUAGUACCUGAUAAUAGUUAUCAAAGUAGCCAUUUCUAGAAUGUGAGUACUAUGCAUGUUCUACUUAUUCCACUUUAAAUGUAAUAUCAUGCCACAAUAUGGAGAUCCGGAACUUAAAAAACAGAGACACAUAAUUCCGGCAAAUAUGUGGUCGUUCGGUGCCAUGCUUCCCGUUCGU
This is a messenger RNA of Coffea eugenioides, 3534 nucleotides long. Its product is annotated as nuclear intron maturase 4, mitochondrial. The transcript has 2 exons. Lineage: Eukaryota; Viridiplantae; Streptophyta; Magnoliopsida; Gentianales; Rubiaceae. The coding region runs from base 235 to 2649 and encodes 804 amino acids. Gene Ontology annotation, biological process: mRNA processing. The record is from RefSeq and is a predicted model, not a curated record.